Kogia breviceps (pygmy sperm whale) is the source of this 5763-nucleotide messenger RNA. RefSeq names its product centriole, cilia and spindle associated protein (gene CCSAP). NCBI's taxonomy places the organism in Eukaryota, Metazoa, Chordata, Mammalia, Artiodactyla, Physeteridae. The record is from RefSeq and is a predicted model, not a curated record. Gene Ontology annotation, cellular component: centriole; ciliary transition zone; ciliary basal body. Gene Ontology annotation, biological process: regulation of mitotic spindle assembly. Gene Ontology annotation, molecular function: microtubule binding.
GAUGUAUAUGACCUUCAGAGGCCUUCCAACUUCUGCUAUUGACCUCUUGGAAGAAAGGGCCAGGUGAAGAAGCCAGGCUAACAUCUUGGAGGAUGAGACCGGAAGGAGGAGAUCAAGACAGCCCAGCCCACAGCCAGCCUCAGUGCCAGGUGUGUGAGUGAGGCCAUCUUGAACCUUCCAGCCCAACUCUCCCUCCAGCUGAACUCAACUGUUUAAAUGAGUCUAAAGCAGCAGAGGAACGGUCCAGCUAACCCAUAGACUCAUGAGAAGUAAUACACCGUAGCUGUUUUAAACCAUAAUAGGUGAUUAAUUAUGCAACCAAAGCUAGCAAACAGAUUGUGUUCUGAAUUUUUCGUGUAACUGCACAUCGUCAUUUCCCCCACGUUAUUAAUAUAUUAAGGUUCUUUUGUUUGCAACCAUGGGAAACCAGUUUAAAUAAAAGGGGGAUACAUUAGAAGGUUCCUGGGGUAUUUCAAGCUACAGAAGGUAAAGUUGGGGAGGAGGAGAAGUCAGGGCCACCAUGGGGGUGUCAACAGUAGGAGGUCACAAGUGUCUCUCCAGAAAACUGCCAUUAACAAUGUUAAUGACUUCUGGACAACUAACUUCAAGUUCUCAGAACAGGCUUGGCCCAGCGUCUACCUCUGGAUCUUUUGGCUAUGAUGGGGGCGGGGCAGGAUGCAGAGACAGGAGACAGAAGGGAAAACAGCCCUGAGUCGGUGGAAAUCCAGCAUGGAAGCCGGAACCAGGAGCGCGGGCCACCGCGCAGGCGGCGACAUCUUGCUCGGCAGGAAAGCGCGGGGAGAGCGGGCGGCUCCGAGCUGCUGCGCCACGCGCGCAGAGGACCGGCCGACGCCGCGGGGCCGGGGGCGCACGGAGGAGGCGACAGCGCGGCGCGGAACGGCGGGCACUCGGGGCCGGCGGGCGGCACCAUGUCCCCGGGGAGCGGCGUGAAGAGCGAGUACAUGAAGCGCUACCAGGAGCCGCGCUGGGACGAGUACGGGCCGUGCUACCGCGCGCUGCUCCACUACCGCCUGGGCCGCCGGCUGCUGGAGCAGGCGCACGCGCCCUGGCUCUGGGACGACUGGGGCCCGGCCUGCGCCUCGGACGACUCGGCGUCGUCGGCGUCCUCGGGCAACGGGGCCCCCGCGCCCCAGUGCGCCCCGGCCUCGCCGCCGCCGCCCGUGGAGCCAGCGGCGCGCGAGGAGCCGGAGCAGCGGGCGCGCGCGGCCCCGGAGGAGGAGCGGGGCGCGGAGGCCGCGGGGGACGCGGAGGCCAGGGACGCGGAGGACGCGGAGGACUCGGCGCUGCCAGCACUGCCAGUGAAAGACAUAAAAGAAAAACCUGAACGACAGAUCAGGACCAGAGAGCCUGACAAAUUACCCAGCAGUACCGAACCUCAACAACCACCAAGUGCCUUACCUGCCAGAGCAAGUAGGAGAGCCGUCAAGAGUCCUCAAAGGUCAUCAGCUAAAAUAAAAGAACAUAAGCAUCCGUUUGCCCUUUAUGGGUGGGGAGAAAAACAGAUGGAUACAGGAAGCCAAAAGACUCACAACGUCUGUGCUUCUGCCCCAGUGCAUGAGAUUCAUGAAUCGGCGCUGCGAGCCAAGAGCAGAAGGCAGGUGGAGAAGAGGCGGCUGGCGGCCCAGAGGCAGCGUGCUCACUCCGCCCACGCGGACAGAACCAGGCGGGCCAAGCCUGCCUCGUCGGAGAACCCGUGGAUGACGGAGUAUAUGAGAUGCUACUCCGCCAGAGCUUGAGGGCAGGGACAGUUGCUCAGACAACCUCUUUUAAAAAGUGUAAAUUGAAAGAAAGCAAAAACAAAACAAAAGCCAUCAAAAGAAACUGGACACAGGUUUAAGAAACCAACUGAUUAUGCAAGAUUUUUUCUUAGGGAAUUUCCAAAGGAUUGUCUCUUUUGAUGAAUCCUGGUCACCUACCUCAGCAGUAGGGUGACAGUUGAAAGCCAUAGACAUUUGGUUACUUAUGAGAAUUCCCUAAAUCUUUGACAUUCUUAGAAGGGUUUUGUUUUAAAGCAUCUUAAUCUUUUAAGAUACUGACACCAGAUGCCUUUAAAUGGCUUACAGAUUCUUAACUUCAGUAUCUUCCCUCAGUUUAGGUGGAGCCUGUGUUGCUCCUGUUCUGAACGACUUCUGAGAUUCCAUAGCUGGUAAGAUCACACCAGCUUGCGGCAGAAGACUUAUUUUCCUUAUGUGUAGAUUUCUUUGUGAAAGAAUAUCAAAUUAAAAGUGAGUUUCAACGCUAGUAUGGAUUCCAUGUAUAGUGAAAGUAGAGCUUUGGUAGUUCCUAACAAACUUUCUUUUGCAUUUCAGUUCAGCACCACUUCAUAUGGACUGUGAUAUUUAAGAAUUUAAGAAUUACUGGGCUGGGUGAGGGUCAUCUUUUCUCUUUAAAUUGUCAUCUAGGCACUUAUUAAUAGUUUAAUAGUUCGAGCGCAUUCCAGUAAACAAGGUGCCAGUGCAGUGUGUUUAGAAGUAGUACUGGUUUCUUUUAAGUCAAAGACUGUCACUUUUUAUUGUGAGAUUUUUUAAGAACACAUAAUGGGGUACCGUUCACUCGCUGCAGUCUGGCCUUUUGACACACAACCACUGCGGACUUUUGCCGCCUUUCUCAUAGUUUGGCAAUGACAUUUAGCAUUUAAUUGUCCUGCUCAUUGGGGAUAGGGACAGAUUUUAAGAUACCCAUUAGAGAUGUGGACCAACCCUACUUUCUCCUCCAUAGAACUCACCAGUGACCAAGCCUUGAUGAUGUACAUUGUUCAGACUUUCGGUUGAAAUACAUUCCUCCUAGGCUCCUAGCCGGUGGGUCUCGUGUAGAACCUAAUGCGAGAGGAUGCUGGUGUGUGCGUGGGCAGAGAUGUAUGUAAAUGAGGUGCUCCUUGUCUCUAGUACAUUGGCUUUUGUGGUAGAAAGUGAUUUUGAGAAACAUUGGUGUUCAUCCAGGAGAGAAAAGAAUCUGCAGGAAGGAUGAAUGGUAAACUCCUCAUAGGAGAGAAGGAAGUACUUUGCCAACUUAGCACAUGCAGAUGUGUGAAUGAAAAUCUGAUGUUUGAUGUGAGUUUGAGCAUUUCCUUGACAUUUUUUACUCUGGGUCUUUGAAGUAUUAUGGUCAAUUUUUAGAACACAAAUGUUUUAUUCCAUGUAAAAUCUUCACACAGUAUCAUCUUACACAACUGUAUUAAGUUUUGCAAACUCACACUGAAGAAUCAUGAGCUUUUUUAAAAAAAAAAAACUUUAAAAAUAUUUGCAUCGUUUUUAGGUGAAUACAUUGUGAGCUCUCCUGGUCACUGCGAUGUAUAUUUAGUAUGAAGAAGGUCUCUGUGUUGUCCAAAACAACCUCGCUAGUGAUUCUGGUGAAUCUUGCUGUUAUUAUAGUCCUUAAACAUUGCAGGUACCUAAAGAUGAAAUUCCUGUGGCGUCGUGAUGGUGGAAACUGUUUCUUUAAAAUCACUUUCUGCAUGUUCGGUUUCAGCCACUGGCUCUGGCAUCCCAUUCCCGUUGCAGCUGACAAUCUUAGGAAGAGGCCGAGGGGAGUAGCUUGGGUCCACACUGAUGGACUGUCUUAGAAACCCGACCCUUCGAGGUUCUGAGCAAGCCAGACUCUCUCCUUUAGAAAACAGACCCAUAUUCAAUGUGCUUACUUAUUACUGCAAACUCCAGAUGCAGAUCUGGAAGAACCUAGAGGGCAAUACUGGCCAAUUUUUCCCCAUUUUUAAGUAGAGGACAAAUGAACAAAAUUUUUAAAGUACUUUUAAUGUGCAUGAACAAUGAAUGAGUCAAUAUGAAGUACUUGUGAGUCCCCUUCCUAUGUCCAAGUCAUUAGUUGGUUAGGGUUUCUUUACUUUUCUUUCUCUUUAGGGGUAAAGAUUAUCUUUUAAGCCUACAAAAUGUUUUAAGUUGUAACAAUUUGAUGUCCUACCUUUUCCUUCUCAUUCUAGAAACUGAUGUGAUCAUGUUCCCAUUUCUUUGGACAACUUAUAAAAUGGCAAGGUAGUUUAAAAUUACCUAUCAUGUUGAAAAGUUUGAAACUGAGAAUCCAGUGAUAUUUAAAAUAUAGAAUAAAAUAAUUGCUACUUAAGACUCUUUUUAAAAUUUUGGUUUUAAGUUCUUAAUUAAACCAAUUUGCCAUAAACAUGUUUUCUGUGUUACUUUUAUUAAAAGCAAUAAUAGAAUAUUGAGUAACACCUGAAUACCUUCACUGGACCGAGGUGAGUGAGAACUAAAUAGGGACCUGUCCGUUUUCUUUCUUUUAAAACCUAAAAGAUCGCUCUUAUUUAGGAGGUGUCAAAAUGCUUGUACUCCCCUACUGUCAGAAAAUGUCCAAGCACAUAUAUACAUUUUUUCAAGUUUGCUAAAAGUAAAAUAGGGCAUAGGUUAUCUGAAUUAACUUGUAAGGUACUAAGCACACGUUUGUGGUGCUUCUUAUGAAAUAGCUUUGUCAUUGAUUCAUCAAAUGUAAAUUGCUAGUAACCUGAAAGGUGUGUACACUGGGUCACAUAAACUCAACCAACUAAACUGCACAAAAGAAAGAUGGCUUUUGAGUUCUAAGGCUGUGCUGGGCGUAAACUUUUACCGGUGGAAGGUUAGUACUUGAUAAAGUGUUCAAACGUAUUAUUGGCAAAGAGGGAGAGAGGCCAAGCAUAUGUUAGAAGUGAAAACAAGUUUCCUUGUUGACUGCUUCAGUAGAAAACGGUUUAGCGGAUAGUUUUACAUUUUACUGGAGUAGAUUAAAAAUGGUGCUAAUAUUUACACAGUCUGCUUCUGUAGUUGGUUUGGGAUCAAACUGUCAAUGCCUGACUCAUAAGGUUCUUACUAUAGUCUUGUGAUCAGCUAAAUAAUAUUUAAAAAGUGAUCCUAAAAGUGUGACCUUGUUUUUGAAAUGGAUUUUGUACAGUAGGAUGAAUAGGGAGCUCUUCAAUGUAAGGUGUGUGCUUAAUAUCAAAUUCUGUGCAAGGAGUGAUGUCUAGGUUUUGGGCCCAGAUUUGCUCCCUUCCAGCCUGCUAGUGUGAGAGGGGGGAAAAGCUGCUCGUCUAUUACUUAUUUCCAUUUUGAAAGUCAGGACACCUGAGUGAAGACAGUAGAGGCCUCUUUUUGGAUUUCUUUUGUAAUUAGCAAAACUGUAUUUAAGAACAGUCUCCCAGUGUUGUUAUUGUAUGUUUAUUUUAAGCACUGCAUUCACUUUAACAUUCUGAAGAACAAAGGCUGGGCGCUUACCAUCACAGGGCUCAGGCAGUGGGAAUUUGGGGCUGUGUUUUCUAAGAACUAUGUAUUGCUUUUUGCUUGUCUUGAAUAUUGCAGUUACUUGGAAAAAUGUGAAUAAAAUUCAUUAAUGUUACAGGCUGAAACUUCUGUGGAAAAUAAUUCUGAUUAGCACAUAAAUGGUUGAAGAAAGUGGAUGAUCACAUUGACCCCUAAAUGGAUUUUUCAUUAGAUAAAUGUUUAACAAGAUACGUUCGAUACAUCCAGGAAAAGACACGUUCUGUGUAUAUACUUUGCAUGAAAUGCCACAUUUUCCCCAGUCUUUCCCUCACGCCUUCUUAUUGUUUUGAAAAUUACAAAAGUGAUAGGGCAUGGGUAAAGUAACUCAAAGAGAAGUUAUAGAGUAAAAAGUGCAGGUUCCUUUCAGUACCACCCCCUCACCAAAAUUCUACCCCUCUCCUUAGAGGAAACCAGUGUUAAGUUUGGUGUGUAAACUUCCAGACCUUUUUUCCAGGCACUUGGGGGUACAUACACACUUUUUCUUUUU